AUGGCUCCUUCGCUCCAUCUCGCGCUAUUCCUGUGUGACACGCCUAUACCAGGUGUCCUCGCCUCGCACGGCGACUACACUGCCAUUUUCAAUGUCCUCCUCCGUGACUCGCUCCCCGUCGAAUCUGGCAUAGCAUUCACCCUCGACCCGUACGACGUGCGCAACAAGCUGGAGUACCCGCAGAACAUCGACGAGUACAGCGGGAUCAUACUGACUGGAUCUGCUGCGUCGGCAUAUGAGAAUUUGGAGUGGAUAAAUCGUCUGGUUUCGUAUGUGCGGGAGAUAGCGAACGAGAAGCCCCAUAUCAGGGUGAUCGGAAUUUGCUUUGGGCACCAGAUCGUAGCGCGCGCGCUCGGCGGAGAGUGCGUCCCCAAUGACGGCAAGUGGGAAGUCGGUGUGACGGAAAUCGCGCUCACCGAGGUCGGCCGACGACUCUUCGGUGUACCCACCUUGAACAUCCAACAGAUGCACAGAGACCACGUACCUGCGGUUCCGCCAUCGUUUGAGCUCCUCGGCUCUACGCCCAUCUCGCUCAAUCAGGGCAUGGUGCGGUUUUAUGAGGGUCGGGGAGCCGGUACACCCGGAGUGGAAGACGUGCAUAUACUGACGGUGCAGGGCCAUCCAGAGUUCACGGAGCACAUCGUGGACACGAUAGUGCGCGCACGUGAAUCAACCGGCGUAAUAAGCAAAGAUGUUGCGGAAGAUUCACGACGGAGGGGCUCAUGGCGUAAUGAUGGUGUGAGUAUCAUAGGGAAGGUCAUAUGGGGCGUUCUGGGUGCGGGGACGAGUAGCGCGGCUACAUGA
Messenger RNA from Fibroporia radiculosa, 804 nucleotides. RefSeq lists its product as uncharacterized. Lineage: Eukaryota; Fungi; Basidiomycota; Agaricomycetes; Polyporales; Fibroporiaceae. The coding region runs from base 1 to 804 and encodes 267 amino acids. The record is from RefSeq and is a predicted model, not a curated record. The transcript has 4 exons. Gene Ontology annotation, cellular component: nucleus; cytosol.